Messenger RNA from Mycena citricolor, 3088 nucleotides. The record is from the annotation of a GenBank genome assembly. NCBI's taxonomy places the organism in Eukaryota, Fungi, Basidiomycota, Agaricomycetes, Agaricales, Mycenaceae.
AUCACCGCCAAACCUCUCCUUGGCCCAAUGGGACCAAUAGACGUGCGAGUCACUAGACAUUCGCCAACUGGAUGGGUGUAUAUUUGGACCGAAAGAGAGAUGUGUACUCGAAUUGUCUCCGACAUCGCCUCGGCAUCGCUUUCCAAAACAACACACAAUAUCAUCCCUUGCGCCCUGACGGCCAAGUUUGACUGGAAUGACGCUGGCUGCGGACUGCUGGCCAAACCUAUGUCGAUUUCUGCGCCUCUGAAACGCCGCAUGUGACUUGGGCAGCCUUGCUUCGCUAUGUCAAUCGCACUGCAUCGACGGCCUUUUACUUCCGCACAGUCGUCAUCUUCGAACCCCAGCUGAUGUAGGCUGUAUGAUGGGCGGGGUUCCUGGAGUGCAUCGGGGAUGGAUGGCCACGGAAGGACUGCGCUGCUGAAUCCUGUUACGCUUCCGUGUUUCAGUCCGCUACGUUACUUGAUCAGUAGCUGUGUUGCGUGCAGCCUAAUCGUUGAUGCACUUCGUCAAGGCCAAUUGCGGACAUUAUCGACUUGCACGAGACCCUGCCGGUGCUCGGAAUCACCCGAAACGAGAAAACUCCGACUCAGACUACAGUGGACCUCCGCGGACACCUCAAUCUUGGUGUGCACAGGACACCCUCGCUGUGUUGACGUUCUGAAUGCAGCCUCGUCCCUCGGGCGGUGCUGUCCGAGUUCACGGAUUGGAGCUUGGGGUCUGCGGAUGAUGCAUCCUGAGCUUAGCGAUGUUGAACAACUACUGGCGGUGCUGAAAGAGUCACUGCGGAUCUCUGUUUGCAUGAAGCGAGUGUCAGUCCAGCCCAGGUUGGUAUUUUCGUUCCAGGAGGGCUCAGGGCUCCGCAUCGUCUGUUCUGAAACGAUCUGGGCUUUUUGCGAGCGUUCUUAUAAGUGUCUUCGUCUCUGUCUGCUCCUGGAGAAGCAGAGAUUUCGCACUCAAACUGUCAGCAUGUCGUAUACCACUGCCUCCACUCCCAGUCAGUCAUCCACGCUCGUCCUGACAUUCAUUCCGCGGCGGAUUCCCGGCACCCUCGCCUCUUUGUCGUUCCUCAACUGCACCGUGGUCGGCGCGGACGGCUGCACGCCCUACUUCCACAUCGUCUCGCAGUACAGCCAGCUCGGAUAUGCACAAAGCCCGAGCAUGACGCUGUUCCGCACCAAUCGAGGCGUGACUGUCGCUUCGAUCGAAUGGGCGCAAACAUCUGGUCCCGUGGUCCACAUCCCUGCAAUGCACCCGGGCUCGAGAGAGCCGGUCAGCAGGCAACGGGUCGAUGGGUGGCUCAACCGGUCCCCCGACGGCAGUUAUCGGGCCAUGACCGUCUAUGGGGGACAGUAUGCUUGGGUUCUUCAGAGCGACGUUUAUUGCAUGUAUGUAUGGAAUGAGCAUCAGCGGUCGGAUAUACCUCAGCUUCUCGCCAGAGUGGAGAGAGGCGGAGACAACUUGGUCAUGGAGAUCUCGGCGGAUGCGCUUCGCGCAGGGCUUCUCGAGACAACGACUGUAGCCGCCAUGUUGCUCUACUCGAGACCGUAGCUGUUCGUUCUGUCGUCUCGCGUAUGGUAACAAUCGGACAGACAAUUGCAUUGCACUCGAAAAUUCUACCGGUAGCAGAGAGGCGGAUCCAAAACAGACAGAUUGCAUUUAUAAGGACACAGCGCGGAACAACACGAAAUCCUCAAGCCCAAAACGAUCGGGGGAAAGAAAGAAUCACUGGGGCGAUGACGGAUGGUACAGACCGACGCGAUGCACCGAGAACGGCUGCGGGAGCGAGCCCGUGCCGGUGAGGACGGUGAUCUCACCGCUGCUCACACUGCCCUUGUCCUCCACGCAAUAGUGACCGGUCGACGAGAGCUUGUGGCCGGGCAAGCAGCGUUGAACGACGCAGCGACCGUUGAUGCAAGCAACAUCGGAAACGUCCCGCAACCCGGUGCAGUCCUUUCCGGUAGAUUCGCCAGACAAAGAGGAGGUGAUUCCGAAAGGGCAGCCGCCGCCUGCAGAACGAUGAGCUAAAAAGAACAUGUCGCAGCGGAGAGACUGAACGUACAGCUCUCCAAGUCUCUCUUCACAUCAACGCAUUCCCAAGCACGUUUCCCACCGCCAGCGAUACCGCACGCCUUCCAUCCUUCCGGGCACGAUCUCUGCAUCUCGCUUCCCCAGUAAUCGGGUGCGUUUCCGUUGAGGCUCCGCUUCUUGUGGCUGGUGCCACUAGGGCAAGACAUCGCGCAGGUCGUCCCGCAGUCUUUGAGGCCGGACGGGCAAGUGUACCCGCAGAUGUUGUCUCGCGAACAGGCAGGCACGGCAUUGGCAGGCCGGGUGCACGUCUUCUUGUCGUCGUCCGAGGAGCGGUCCCACUGGGUUGAAGAAAGAGUGAGACAGAUGCCGGACAACAGGGAGAGCUGAGGAUGCUGACCAUGUUUCCUAGUGCCGAUGAAAUGGAAUCCCAGUCGAAGCCGUUGUCUUUGGCGGUUGUGAUCGUAGGAUGGUCGCUGGAAGCGACGACAUCCGGGAUUUCACUCUCACAAAAGCAAGAAUUGUCUGAUAGGCGGUAGAUGAGAAAAACGAGAUGUAUGGGGAGGAGAGGGCAAGUACCAGAUCGCUGGAAGGAGCCACAAGGCUUGUUAUUGACGACGAAUGGACCAGAAGGACAGAAACAGUUCUCGGUCUUGUACGAGUUAUCGUUGCGUGUGACCAGCCCUUCUAUGGCGCCGGCGGACGUGUGCCGCACGGCAGUGAGAACGAGGACGACAGUUGCUGCAGAUGAGCUUCGCAUCGUCGGUAGAAGAGAAUGUUUAGAUCAAGGCGAGACGGAUGCAGAGGAAAGGAGGUAGUGGUAGUGGAACAGAAGAUAGAGAAAGGGUUGAGAGAGCGGAUAGAGAAUUUAUAUGUUCUGAAAGUUGUCUCGCGGAGAAAGAUCUGGUUCAUAAAACUGAGUCGGGGGGACAUAUUUCCUUGAACGCGCAGUCCUCGCCAGCAUUCAAAGAAAGGCAAAUGAGAUCUUAUGAAUCAGACAUAGUAUUGGGUGACGCGAUAGUAGACGAAUGUCGACGAGAGCUCUCAGGCUAUCGAGGAA